UGUGCAAAAAGCACAUCGAGGUUAGCCUAAUCGGCCUAUCACACUGGGCCCAGUGUAGUCAGAUGAUCUGACGUUUAGACUUCACACCUGUUUACUAAAGAAAUGCUGGUGGUAUGAUUCUCUGAUAUUCAAGCUCUCUUGUGUUCUGAGAUCUGGAUUACUGUUUACCUCAGGGUUUUUUUCUUCUCGCAAAACUGCUGAUGUGCUGCUUAGUAUCAACAGUCUUUUUAGUUACUUGGAUUCAGGAUUAAAAAUGACUGGAUUUACAGAAAGAAAGUAAAGGUAGUGAGUUGAGUUCACUUGCCAGACAUAGUACGUAAGUGUGGUUAUUGAAAUCAGUUUUCACACACUCAUAGUAUAUAUCUCUAUGGGCUUUUUAAAAUUUUCAAACGUCAUGGACAAAGCCAGCUUUGAGUAAGUACUUCCGCUUAUGCAGAGGAUGUCAGUGGAGUAGACAGUCCUUCAAUGUGGCCUGGAAAUAUUUGCGCACACACUGCAAAAAGAAAGUGGCCAUAUGCCCAGACUACCUCCGAAUGUGGUCUGAGUGAUCGGACCUCAUUGCGUCCUCAGUGCGUUUUGGGUGCAUUCACACCUGUACUCACAGCUGUCCCCCUGUGAUUGGAUCCCCCAAGACGCAUGGUAAUGCCAGGUGUGAACAGGACCUAUUACAACAAUGCUGUGUUCAAUAUGCCUGGGAGAACACAAAAAUAAAAUGUACUCACAGUCUAGGCAGCUUUGGAAAAAAUGAUUUGCUAUUGCACCUUUAACCAACGGAAUGAUAAUUGAUUUAGAUGUCAAAAGAAUGGGGAUCUUUUUUGAGAAGUGUCACCUGAGGUUUCCGUUAUUGUUCAUGCAGUUUGUUUCAUAGUAGUAAUAUAAUUUGGCAGUUAACCCUGGUAAGCAAGUACCACAAAUAAGGGCAUGUAAGCAUAUAAGUAUCCAUAUUCCAAAUUUGAACUGCUGUCAACUACUACCCAGUCAAACCAACUUGUCACAAUAACAUUGUUUUGUUGUUAGAAGAGGCGUUUUCUACCCUAGAUUGUUCUAGAUUGUUGCUUCUUAAAAAUAUUACAAUUCAAGAAUGAGGAUGCAUUGCAUAAUGUUGUAACCUCCUUUUAUACUGUAUAUGCAGCACUUUUAUUGAAUGACACAAGGAAUGAGUUCUACAAACUGUAUUACACAAAAUAAUGUAUGUAUUCCGGUAUCCUGAAUUUCCCUACAGGGAUUAAUAAAGGUUUAUCUUAUCUUAUCUUAUCAUAAACUCAAGGCAGCCCUAUCAUCUGUGCAGAGUCAAGUCUUACAGUUCCGUGUGUUCUUAUUUUGUCUUGCAGAACCCAGUUCUUCAAUGAAAAGAAGGUACAAACGCAAAGAGAUCGAGGAAAUCCAGUGCGAAGUGCGGAAGAUGCAUGCCUUCUCCAAAAUCCUCAACACCAAGAAGAACCUAGACCACGUCAACAAGAUCCUUAAGGUCAAGAGGCUGCAGAGGCAGGCCAAGACCGGGAACAACAUCGUCAAGCGGCGCAGGGGUAGGCCCAGGAAACAGCCCCUGCCCCAGGAAGAGGAGGAGGAUGAGGAUGAGGACGACGAGGAGGAGGACGAGGAAGAGGAGCCCGUGGCCCAGAUGCCAGUGCUGGAGAAGUGUGUGGACCUGCCCGGGAAGAGGAGCACACUGCAUGCCAGCCUGGUGCUGCCUGAGCCCUUAGAGUUCUCCAACCACGACUCUAUCAUGGAUGCCAUCGAGUCGGUGGUGCACAUGGCGCGGCUGCAGACCAAGUCCCAGCCCAUGCCAGUGGCGGCAGGCAAGCAGUGGCAGCGGAUGCCGGAUGAGGCCUGCACCGCAGAGCGCCGGCGGAGGUACCGCGGGAGCAGCAAAAAGGAAGAUGCACUUCUAGCCUUUCAUUAGCCAGUCACAAAGCAGUGCAAGUGGACACCUUUUUUUGAGUCGCCGUUGCACUUUUUUGCCUUGUUUUUCUUUUUGUCUUAACUUGUUUUUUUAUAUCUUUUUUUUUUCUUACACAUAUGGGCAUUCUUCUCGGCAGAAUUCAGAUAAAGAAUGUGGUCAAAUGUGCAGCGCUUUCAUUUUAUAGCGAGACUUAGCUGGACUUAGCUGUGUAUUCCCUGAGUCUCUUGGAGACCAGGCUGUGUUAAACUACUACCCUCCAAAACCCCACUUCAAACUACAAUAAUAGAACUUUCAAAGGUUUCCUAACUGUGGUUCUUGCCAUAAACCAGCUAGUGUAGAUAAUUGCUUUUUUUUCCCGCCAGUACUGUGCAGCUUUCUUUUUUUCCCCUCCUCAUUAUUUUGUAUUUCAUCCAAGUUAAAGCACAGUAGAUUCAGUGUACUCAGUGUAGAAUGAUCAACAAUAACCCCAUCCUUCUCUGACUCCUCCUCCCAAGCAAACUCAAGCUGUUUUGGGGUCGCCCUGAACAUAAACCAAUGGCAGUACAUUGGACUGGAGCUUCUUUGAACCUUUUUCCAGUGCUGGGCUAGUUGUACAUAAGAUACAUGCUGAACUAGAUGUAGAAACCCAUCCACAAAAUAUCUCAUUUCAGUAAGUGAUAACACGUAAUAUGCCGUGCUGUAGUCGGAAUGGUUGUAGUCAGUAUUGUUUCUGUGAAAAUCAAUAUUGUUUUUCACCAAAAAGAUUUUUCUGAAUGACCCAUAAUUACAUGAGCAUGAUUAAGUGAGUGCAUCACUGACUAUUCUGCUUCUGAACAUGGAACAGUAUUAACGUAACUGCUUACAGUUAUCUAUAAUAUUUAGCACUUCAUACAGUCAUAAUACAUUUUUCUGUAUUUCUUACCAUUGUGGCUAAAAUAUUUGACCAAUAAAUAGUAUGCAAUAAAUAGUUUGAAAAACAGCAUUUAAUAAUGAAAUAAUAGUCCCUUGGUGUGGCUAAAUAAGGUCACAACUGUGUUCAAUUUUGAAAUGAAAUCACUUUCGAAAUGGAAUAGGUGUUUGUAGAGUGUGUGUGCUGAACUACCAUAGAUCAGCCUCCGAGAAGGUGCCUGCCCUUGGCAUGGUCAUUAGAUGGUUGUGCAGACUUUUGGAAGCAGACCCUGAAACCCUUACAUUUAAAAAUGUCCUAGUUAACGAAACCAAAGUUUCUUACAAUCCCGACGGUUUCUGUAUUCUUGAAUGUUUUACUAUGUAGUCUGUAUAGAGUUGUAGGACACCCCAAGUCGUAUUUUGAGGAACCAAUGUGUUUCCGUUGUAUGUAGAUCGGGUCAAUUUAAAGAACCUUAACGAUCCACAGAGAUUAACAAUCAUCAGCAGAGAAACCAGAACCUCAUUUGCGUCCAUUCGAAAUGCUUUUUUAUCUGCAAUUGAUUUCUCAGUAGUCUCACUCGUGCCUUAAGUUUGUUUAUUAAUUCAUUACAUUUGAUUUGCAGGGAAAUGCAGGAAUCAAUGUGAUUACCUUGUUAAAUCAUGAAUGUCCAUACUUAACAUACAUGUAUCCAUCGCUCAGAACACACUUAAAGCAUUCACUGUCAUGCCCUGAAGUGCUACAGCACAGCUGAAGGUACAUAAUAUUAGCUAGGAAGCUAAUGCUUUGAGGUUAUCAUGGGCGUAUUAUCAGUACUCUGUUGUGUUUAGAGCCAGUCUCGAUCAAUAUCCAGAACACACAACACAGACAGUACAUUCAGAGAGGGAAGCACUCCAUCAGUGACAUUUUUUCUAUGCAUCAGGUUUUACCUGUGAAUCUGCUGACAUGUAGGCCUAGUGACUUUCAAAGAUGAACCUUUAUGAUAAGCUUUCUAUUCUUCUUUUUGUUUUGAUCUGCCCUUUAUGGAUAGUGAAGUGGUCUUUUUUGAAAAUAAAUGAAUAUAAUCAAUUAUAGUGAAGAAUGUCAGUAAAUCUGUAAAAGUGCAAAAAGCGACUAUCAUUUCACUGCAAUUAUUGUCACUGCAUGUGACAGAGAACUGUCUUAACAGCAGUCGAGCCUUAAUCUAAAGUUAUAUUCAGCUAAAUCUCCACUGUAAAUAGUGUAACUACUGUAGGUUAGAUCCAUUUGCAUGGGAGGAAACUGUGUUUUGACAUAUGUUGGACUGGUAUCAUGUGAACAUGUCCGGCAUAGACUGAAGCAGUAGUCUACAUGCAUAAAAUGUUAAUUUUGCUACAAGCUCAGCCAUUAAGUCUGAUGAUGACUUCGGUUGUGUCAGAGCCAAGAAAAAUAAUUUGCAUUGGCUGGCAGCUAUCCCCCCCUAGCCAGUGGGACCAAGAUGUAGGCUGUAGGAUGUCUCAAUUUUGGACUGGCUCAGAAAACCACCUGAAGACAUCGCCAAAUAUAAAGAAGUCCAUUUAUCAGUAUUUAAUGCUAGGCCAUCCAAAGCUGAUCUAACAAACUCUGAAUCUGAAUGUGCUUUCUUUCUCUUUUUUUUUUUCGUCUACCAAAACCUAUAACAAUUUUUUUUUUUUUUUACAUUUAGCAUCGACUAGGAUGUGUUCUAGGGAGGUUUUAGCAGCAAGGCAUGGCAGCUCAAAAGUUCAUUUUAAUAUUUAAAAUUCUGUGUAUUUCUUCACCAGCAUAAAAUGGUGCCUUCUGAAGUUGAGGUGUGUCCUUUCUAUAUUUACUGGCUCUUUAAUCAAGAGACAUAGACCGAUCCUGUUAUUUGACAGCCUCUGUAUUUACUCUAGACAGAUGUACUAUUGCCCAAAGUGACACUUGGAUGAAAACAAACAUUUGGUGUAAUCCAAUUAUGUUUUGAAGCCUGUAGGUGCUAGUGGGUUUCAGAAGUAUUUGGAAGCUGUUUGGCUUGGUUGUGUCCUCCUAGUGUCACAGUUGGCCAUGCACAUUCAAGAAGAAACGUCUUUAGCUUAUACAAAUGUAGUAAUCUGUAUCAUGCAUUUUGAAGCUACAUUGAUAUUUAAAAACUGUGCAACAUCAGUAUUGCGUGAAAAAAUUACGUGUCUUUGCAAGAGCACAUAGCUAUGUUUGUAUAUUCUAAUUAGAAGACAUUGUGUAUUUCAUAUUGUUUGUGUUUUUUUUUUCUGUAUAUGCAUGCCCCAUUUGAUUGUAUGCAUAAAUAUUUUAGAUGAACGAAAAAUUGAAUUUCAAUCAAAUUUGGAGAACUUGUACAAUGUUUGAUAUGUUUCUUUUUUAAUGGAUUUUUAAUUCUCAAAGCAUUUUUGUAUAUUGUAUUAUUAUAACAAACUGCAAAUAUUGGACAUAUAAAAUGAACAAAUACAGAGGUACACAUGCAUAUACAUAUAUUGUACAUAGAAUGUAUGUAUACACAUGCAUAUUUGGUGUGUUAGUGUACACACACAUAUAUGUUCAUAAAUACUUAUACUGUAUAUAGGUAUAUACGUGUACUGUAUGCUGGCAUGUUUGGUCAUGUUUGUUGAUCAUGAUUUAGUAGUUUUAUUUUUUUAUUUCUCUUUUCUCUUACAGAAAAGCUUGUCCUUUUUUCUGCUGCCAUCCUUGGCCGGCAGCAUCAAGCACUUAAAGUUGAUUUCUGUUCAUGUCAUUGUGGAAAAAUAAUAAAUGACUUUAUCGAAGGCU
Molecule: messenger RNA, 5507 nt
Organism: Clupea harengus (Atlantic herring)
Lineage: Eukaryota; Metazoa; Chordata; Actinopteri; Clupeiformes; Clupeidae
Gene: setbp1
Product: SET-binding protein-like
Exons: 1
Coding region: 1346-1903 (185 amino acids)
Biological process (GO): regulation of DNA-templated transcription
Cellular component (GO): nucleoplasm
Molecular function (GO): DNA binding; histone H3K4 methyltransferase activity
Source: RefSeq, a predicted model, not a curated record